Molecule: messenger RNA, 5035 nt
Organism: Rhipicephalus sanguineus (brown dog tick)
Lineage: Eukaryota; Metazoa; Arthropoda; Arachnida; Ixodida; Ixodidae
Product: neuroligin-4, X-linked
Exons: 10
Coding region: 141-2702 (853 amino acids)
Biological process (GO): synaptic vesicle endocytosis; modulation of chemical synaptic transmission; presynaptic membrane assembly
Cellular component (GO): synapse; cell surface; postsynaptic membrane
Molecular function (GO): neurexin family protein binding; signaling receptor activity
Source: RefSeq, a predicted model, not a curated record
AGCGACGACCGCGGAGGCUGCAAGCAGCAGCAAGCGGCCAUGGUUCCUAGGCUGCGGCGACGAUCGUCGUCUGCGACGGCGACGACGACAAUCGUGAUGGCGGGCGGCAUCGCAAGUCUCGUCGUCGUGUUUCGCGCGCGAUGAAGACGGCGGCGACUGCGGGUGGCUGGCGGCCGGCCGCCUUCUGUGUGCUCCUGCUCGCGCUGGCCGCCGGGGCCGAGUUCACGCGCCUCAGCUCGCGCACGGUCACGACCAAGUACGGCGCGCUCAAGGGCUACAUCGAGACGCCCGUGCCGCCCGCGCCGCCCGGUACGCAGGGCCAGCAGUCCUCCCGCCAGCAGCAGCACCAGCAACUUCAGCCCGUCGAGGUGUUCCUGGGUGUGCCGUAUGCGGCGCCUCCCACGGGGGCCAUGCGAUUUAUGCCUCCGGUGUCGCCGGCCCACUGGAGCGGCGUGCGCAUGGCCGACCGGCUGGCGCCCGUGUGCCCGCAGCGGCUGCCCGACAUCGGCUCCGAGAGCGAGGCCGUCAAGCGCAUGCCCCUGGGAAGGCUCGAGUACCUGCGCCGCCUGCUGCCGCACCUGCAGCGGCACAGCGAGGACUGUCUCUACCUCAACAUCUACACGCCGGCCAUCGUGGGCCGAGACGCAGUGCGGCUUCCUGUGCUCAUGUUCAUCCACGGCGAGUCGUACGAAUGGAACUCGGGCAACCCUUACGACGGCACCGUUAUGGCCUCGGUCGGCAAUGUGGUUGUGGUCACCAUCAACUUCCGUCUGGGCAUCCUCGGCUUCCUUCCGGCGAUGGGGAACAGCGCGCGAGCCAACAAUGGCCUGCUGGACCAGAUCGCGGCCCUGCACUGGAUCCGCGACAACAUCGCCGAGUUCGGCGGCGACCCUGCCAACGUGACGCUUGCAGGCCACGGCACGGGUGCCGCCAUGGCACACCUGCUGCUACUGGCGCCCAUGGCCCAGUCGCUGGUGCACCGCGCCCUCCUGAUGUCCGGCUCGGCGCUCAGCCCGUGGGCGCUGGCCCGUGACGCGCACGCGCACGCGCGUCACGUGGCCCGCGCCCUCGACUGUCCCGUGGCCGAAGAAGAAGGGCUCGUCGAGUGCCUGCGGCUGCGACCGGUGGGCGACCUGUUGCGCGUGCCCCUGUCCGUGCCCGACCACCUAAGCGCGUUCGGCCCCACGGUGGACGGCAUUGUGUUGCGCGCCGAGCCCCUGGAGCUGACCGAGUCACUCGCCUCGUCGGGCCGCCGCCUCGAGCUGAUGAUGGGCGUGUCGCGGUUCGAGUCGUACUUCUUCGUGAGCGCCUCGGAGGAGAAGUACGGCAUUGAGGCGGACCGGCGGGACCGGCUGCUGCGCACGCUGGUGCGAAACCUCUUCUCCUUCCACCAGCAGGAGAUAUUCCUGACCAUCGUCAACGAGUACACCGACUGGACGAAGCCCUUCCAGCAUCCGCUCAACAUCCUGGACAGUACGGGUGAGGCCGUGGGUGACGCGCUGGUGGUGGCUCCGCUGGUGCGCACUGCGGGCCUUCUGUCCCGUGCCGCGCCCACCUUCCUGUACGUGUUCGCGCACCAGGCCGAGCUCUCGUCGGACUACCCGAGCCGGCUCGGAUGCGUGCACGGCGAGGAACUGGCCUUCGUGUUCGGCGCGCCGCUCGUCGCCGCGCUGGGACACUUCGGCCGCAACUACAGCCGGCAAGAGCAGGCGCUCGCCGAGGCCACCGUCGCGUUCUGGACAAACUUCGUCAAGUUCGGGGACCCCAGCUACACGGGCCACAGCAGUGGCUUGACCGGUAGCGAGCUGCACGCCAAGGGGCGCUUCGAGCGCAUCGCUUGGCCACCUUACGAGCCAGCUCACCAGAAGUACCUACUCAUCGGGUUGAAGCCGAAGGUGAAGGACCACUACCACGCGCACCGGCUGUCGCUGUGGCUGCACCUGAUACCGCAGCUGCACCGGCCGGGUGCCCCCGAGGCGCAUCACUUGCUCGAGGACCACGACAACCCGCUCAGCUACGACGGCCACGUACGCUCCCUGGACGGCAUGGCGCCCGCAUCCUCGUCAUCUUCUUCGUCUUCGUCCACGGCGCCCAGCAGCAGCACCAGCAGCAGUAGCAGCAGCGCCGCCCCGCUGUCACCGGCGCCCGGUGUGCCGCAGGCAUCGCAGGGCAACGAGAGCGGUGCGUGGCCCGCCGAGGCGGCGUCCACGGCGAGGCCCCUGUGGGAGCCGCUGUCCGGCGGCGGCUACUCGACCGCGCUGAGCGUCACCAUCGCCGUCGGCUGCUCGCUGCUCGUGCUCAACGUGCUCAUCUUCGCGGGCGUCUACUACCAGCGCGACAAGACGCGGCUCGAGGCGAAGCUGCACAAGCGCAGCUACAAGCUGGCCAAGCCCGGUGAGCCACCCCACCUGACCACCGCGGGCGGAAAGCCGCUUGCGCUGCGCGCGCCUCCCCCGUCGCCCGUGGGGCCCGCCGGCGGCGGCGGCGGUGGCGCCAACAUGGCGGGCGCCGGCAACGCUGCCACGCUGCCGCCCAAGGCGCCGCCGCCGAUGCCCGAGGCACAGCCGCUGCUUGCGCAGGGCGCCAGCCUCGCGAGGCUCGUUCUGCGCACCCGACCGCCAGAGCCUCAAGAGAACGUGUGUGUGAUGCAGUGGAGGAAACCUGGCUGCCUGCCCCCUUCUGGAGCCCCCGGCUCCGGAUAGCACACGCCCACCUCCGGGACUCUCCGACCAGCCCGACGAGAUGCGGGCCAUGAAUGCACUGGCUGCUGAAGGCUGAAAUCGACUCGACUUCUUGUCGGUAUCCUAUGGCCUUCGACUGGAACGUGCAAUGUCGUUUCCCGCACGUGCACGGUCAUCUUGAGUGAAUCGGGCUGAACACUUCUGUGCUGGCGCAGGACCGGUGUGUGGGAGUGCGGAGAGUGCUGGAGGUUAUAGUGUGUGCGGCGGGAACGCUUCUUCGGCGUGUUGGGACGCUGUGUGUCAUUCCGCCGCGUGCAGACACAGACACGGACUGCAUGGUUGAACGCACAAAAGUGGGGUGUGGUUGCUGGAUGUGUCUAAACGACGCUGCGCUUGGAGAAGUCGUUCUGUGCUCGUACGCAAUGACAAUAAUCGCCGCGAAGAUCAAACGAAAGCGAAGCGGGGAAGACUGUCGUCCCGCGGUGACUUGGGUUGUGGACGUGUUUGUUCGCGUCCGCACAACGUCUUAUCGACGCUACACUGGUUUUUAUGAAGUGGUUGAGAGGACUGUGGCUUUCAGCGGAUAGCCUUCCUCGCGCGGAAGUGUCAUGCUUGAAGUGGGAAGUCACUGUGAACAAAGGCGGCUGUUAAAUAAUGUGUCGUGUUUUGUCCCAGCGACCAUGCUAUUCACCGUUGGUUCCAUCGACGACGUUCUGCUAUGAAUGUAUCGUCUACACCAGCGGCGCCUUUGCGCACAUAUCUCAUUUGAGCACGCUAUAGCGCGAUAGCUGGCUAUUCGCGCCUAAGCCUAUACACCACGAGGCCAAAAAUCAAUGUGUUUUGUCUCUGCAUUGAACGUGUGUCAUAAUUUUACAUUCUGUCAUGUUUAGAUUGAGAGAACACUGCCAGAGCAAUACGUCCUGGACAGUUUUCACCGUGUGUUGUGUGCUCAGCGGAAGUGUCAAAGGUCACUCAUCGACUGACUUUGUAUACCACCCGUAGCGUUUAUAUGUAGUCCAACGCGCGGGCAUUUUACAAACCCCAGCCGAAAAAAUGGGUUUGUUCGAGGCACGCUUUUGCUGACGAGUCAAGCAGUUUUCCUCGGGAGCCACCAACCAACAGGUUCGAUCGAAAAGCAAAACUUAACCGGAGUUGGCUAGCGAGCUCUAUGCAGGCAAGGUGGACAAGACGGGUGGCAUCAUUUGUGAGCAAGUGAUAACGAAGAAGAUCCACCUACAUCCUAAACUGAACGAGACUGCAGCGAGCAAUUCUGCAAUACCGCAGUUGGCUAAUGGUGAAGGCAUCUGCGCUCUAACGGCAGUUAUCACCGUCGUAUCUGAACAUAGUUGACGGCUUUGUUAGCCAGCUAUAGUUGGACCAAGAAAUCCUUUUCAAGUUGGCCGAAGCUUCACUUGGUAAAUUCCUACCACUCAAGUCUGGUUGACCGAUAAGUAAAGUGAACGCGGCCACGAGGUUUCACGUGUCCGGCAGUACAAGACUCAUGGCUUCAAUUGGUCACCAAGCUGAACCAAACAACUUCUGCCAGCAAGUGCGGUCAAAACUGUAUGCCCUUCACGAGCUGCGCGGUGUUGCGUCGGCGUAAAAGCCAAGUGAGCUCCGUCAACUCUGCCGGCCAAAAUCAGUGGCUCAAUACGUAUCAAGAUGGACCAAACAAGUUAUGCCAGAUACGCGGUUCAGCGAUUCAGAUGCAACAAAGUUCAUGAGGCGAAUCGAGUCCCGCAAGAGAAAUUCCAGCGAGAAGCUUCAUCAGGACGUUGUUACAGAAAGGCUGGCUAACCUAUCCAAUUGGGAAGCUGAACCGGGAAGCACUUGAUCUGAGAAUUCGGCCAGCUACUCGUUGGCAAGAGUAACAAGGGCUGAGGAAUUGAGUGACUUCUAUAACCGAAAUUGGUAGAAUGAAGUGCUGGUAUGAAGAAUUGGCCGGCGACUCUCAUUUGCCACGUCAGUGGAACGUGCAUCGAGGAACCUUGCUCUGCCUACGUCGUACAGACCAAAUCGCCGGGAGUCGAGUCCUGUUCAAUAAGUUCUACCAGGUUCCAUCGACACAGACUGCCCCAAAGAAAGGACAGUAGCCGAAUUCCGUCGGCGAAGUGUUAUCUCAGGGCACUCUGUGCGGAAGCUGCACCUCAUUCAAUGCGCGUUGAGGCGAUGACGUCACGUCGAUCACUGCAUGUUGUACUACGUGUACAGUGCUCCGUUGUGUUGGAACGUCCCCUUUGUUACGCCCCGAUAUCCACGAAAAAAAAAUGUUGUCGAGAACAAUGACUCCGAGAAAAAAAAUGAACACGUGUAUGUGUACAAUCACGAUGCCAGUAAAAUGAAAACAGCGAGAA